Bombyx mandarina (wild silkworm) is the source of this 328-nucleotide messenger RNA. RefSeq lists its product as uncharacterized. NCBI's taxonomy places the organism in Eukaryota, Metazoa, Arthropoda, Insecta, Lepidoptera, Bombycidae. The record is from RefSeq and is a predicted model, not a curated record.
UACGAAUAUUCGCAAUAUGGCCGGCACUAGUGUUUUAUGUGGUCUCGUUCUCUUAAUUAUUUGUUGUAAUCAAAUCGAUGCAGCUACACGCGUAGCCCGAUCGCCCCAAUUCAGUCAGGCUAAUGCUCAAGCGCAAGCCGGUGCCUUCGGCCGUCCAGGUUUUCAGUCCAGACCUGGAUUCGGCGGUGGCGGAUUUAACCGACCCGGUUUUGGUGGUGGUGGCUUCAACCGCCCAGGAGGCGGAACCUCGAUUAGUAUUUCAAAGAGCAUCGCUAUCAGUCGAGGAGGAUCAGCCCAGUCUAGCUCCAAUUCUGUAGCGAGAGGUUAA